AGCAUGUCUCAACCUCAUACCCUUUUCAGCGACGCUACCAUCGACCCCUUUCUCCUCUCUGAUUCCGACCAGAGUUACUCGCAAUCUGAUUACGAAGAACUGUUCCCACCAGAUGGCGAAUCUCCGCUGUCUUCGCUCACUGAUAACGGCAUCUUCGACGGCCUGGACUUUGCCUUGGACGACAGUUCGACACCGCCAACAGGAUCCUCCCGUUCAAGUUCAACUUCUCCAGGUGACUUCUCAGACUUCAAGUUUGAUCACAAAAAUAUCUCUACCGAGGCCUUCAACAACAACAGCAACAAUAUACCAGUGUACCCUGUAUCGCCAUGCUCUCACGCACCAGACCCAUACCCCUUCCUAUCCCAGCGCCAACAACAAAUCCUCCAACAGCCAUCCCUGCUGUACCAGCACAGUAUACCCCCAACCCCACUCAUCCGACAAACACCACACAACAACAUUUCGAACCCCCAACGUCCCCUCCACGUCCGCUCGUACACCCAUAAUCAACAGCCCUCCUUUCACCGACAAGACCAGUACGACUUCACCCCAGUCCCCAUCCACCAGCCCCAACCCCGUCGACGCUCUCUCAGUCAUGGAGAUGCCCAACGUCUUGCAGAACACAUGACCCCGACUUUCUUCCGCCUGCAAAUGACGCGCGACCGUUCCCCUGUUCCAGCGAGAAGCAGAAGCGGACGUGGGCCGCCAAAGAGACCGAGAGCCACGCCGUACCAGCAGCAACCACAGCAGCAACAUACCAGUUAUCCUCGCUAUAUUAGUCCGCAUUCAGGGCCUGAUGAGAGGAGUAGAGAAGAAGCACAGAUCCCUUCACUAGGAGGUGCUGUGGACGCGAAGAAUGCUUCGUUGCAGAAUGUAUACCAUCCUCCUCCUCCUCAUCACCAGUCUACAAAUACAACUAUCCACACGCCCGCUCUCACCACCACACCUUCUUUCCCUGCAACAAACAACUAUAAUAGUCCAUCGCACCACCACAGUGCGGCAAAAACGUGCAGGGAGUCUACAAACGAGCUUCACGAGUUACACACUGCGUCGCCCCCCAGCCACUGCAGCAUCCCGCUGCAAAUCACGGGAUCCUCGCAUACAUCUUCACCGCCUCACCGUAACCCAGCACAACAAGACAUAAAGAAACAAGAAAACGGAGAAAAAGAGGAAAUGCCGCCGUUUCUAAUGACACACAUGCCUCGCGCGGAGCAAGUGGGAAAAAGUCCACGCAUCAUCGAAAUCGGCGCCAUGGCCGUCGUCAACCGCAGACAUCAUCAUCACCACCAUAUUCCCCAGCUACACCAAGAUCCGCAGUUGGGUAUAAACUCCCCUCCCACCAUUCCCGUCUCCCGGGACGAUGAGGCACGGGAAGCGCGUUACGCUUCAAGCUCAACGUAUCGCGAACCCCCAGGCAACGCGCAGAACAUGCCUGCAAAUACAGUGAGAAACACUCCCUCUCCUAUAACGAAGAGCGCGGGUACAGCGACGCGCGAGCUCGAGCUAGCUAGACUUCGUAUCGUGGAAUUAGAAAAGCUGCUCGAGCUCGAUAUCGAUGGCACCGAGAAAAAGCCCGCGCUAGUACACAGCGACGAUAACAACAAUAAUAAUAAUGACUCGCUACUCCGCUUAGCAGUUCCAACAAGCACCAUCUCCCCCACCAAUCUCGAGACCGCAGGACAUAAAGAGAAUGCGGGGGGAUCCAUAUCCCCUCUUCCUCUCCCUUCUUCUUCUUCUUCCCAAACACCCGUACCCGAUAUCGCUGGAGAUGAAUACAACGAUAUAAGCAUAGACAUACCCAUGACGACGACGACGAUGUCGUAUAAAGAUCCUCCGCCGAGGAAACAAUCUGUGCUCGAGGCGCCGAGUCGGAGUAUGAUAUCGUCUGGGUUUGACGAUGAUGAGGAUGGGUUUGGGGGGUUGUUUGGUGGGGAGUGAGGGGUAGAGGAAAAAGUGUGUUUGUAUUUGUGGCUAAGGGAGGGGGGGGGAUAUGAUUACUAUAAAGAAAGACAGGCGGUGUGUGUUUCGAGGAGGUCGUUCGAGAAGGGCGAAGGGGAGAGGUCAACGAACUUACAUGUUUGUGUGUGUGUAUAGAUUGGGGGCAGGUGUUGGCGUUUGUUUCGUUUCUUUGUCGAAUUUCCAGUCUUUCCUUUUUUGGGGGGGGGUUUAAUUUGGGUUUGUAUAGAUUCCUCUCUUUUGCGUUCAAGAAUAUAUAGCCAUCUAUCAUCCAACCUUCCAACUCCGAAUCCAUCCAGCAUCAACCACCUCAUCAUCAUCAUCAUUAUUUCAGAAAUAGGCUAUAUAUAAAUGUAGAUUAAGUAAAGAGACAUUUUUAUAAACACCGCAACUUCAACACAAUCGAAAUCGACGCCGUUGAUUCAUAGAUGAGCUUGAAUGAGACUGGUCUUUCUUGUGCUGCAACUCACUGAUAGCCUGAAACACUGUGAUAUUCUCUCUUUUUUUUUGCUGUUUGAUUCCAAUCUAGAGACACCAACUAGCUACCGUGCGAACCCUCAAUGUCUGUUUCAGUUAUAUAUAGUCUUUCUCACCAUAUGGUGGGUGUGUGUAUGCUGGAUAUCUCUCGAACUCCCUAAUAUCUCGACAGCAAGACAAGUCGCAAAAUCCCCAACCAAUCUAACGACACAUCCCACAUCUCCACGAAACAAAAAACCC
This is a messenger RNA of Periconia digitata, 2670 nucleotides long. Lineage: Eukaryota; Fungi; Ascomycota; Dothideomycetes; Pleosporales; Periconiaceae. The record is from the annotation of a GenBank genome assembly.